CCCGCCGCCCCCCCGCCAGCUGGCUCCCGAACCUCAGUCGGCGCCGAGCAUCCCGCUGCCCCGGACCCUCCCGCGGGCACGCACCGGGCUCAAGUCAGGCUCGGGACUGCAGGUAGACAUCUCCACUGCCUUGGAAUCAUUGAGUAUACAACCAAGACAGCCUCGUUGGAAGGCCAGCCAUACUGGAAUCCAACCUCGGCAUGGGCCUUGCCAUCGAGGCAGCUCCACUGUCCGUGCUGGUCUGAGGGUGCUGCCCGACAUGGGGGCAGCUAUCUCCCAGGGGGCCCUCAUUGCCAUCGUCUGCAAUGGCCUCGUAGGCCUCUUGCUGCUGCUGCUCUGGGUCAUUCUCUGCUGGGCCUGCCACUCUCGCUCUGCUGACAUCGACUCGCUCUCCGAAUCCAGUCCCAACUCCAGCCCUGGCCCCUGUCCUGAAAAGGCACCACCACCCCAGAAGCCUAGUCAUGAAGGCAGCUACCUGCUGCAGCCCUGAAGGUCUCUGGCUUAGCUCAGAGCCUGGAACCUAAGUCCACCCAACCCAGAGCCUGGAAUCAGGAUUCCAGAGUUCAGCCAGCCUGGUGUCCAGAACUCGGAGUUCAGCCUGCCUGGAGCUGGAUCCAGAGCCCAGAGUCUAGCCAGCCUGGCUCCAGAAGGGGCUCGGGUGCCCUAGGGAGAUAGGCCUGGGGUGGGGGUUCAUGAGUUGGUGCUAGGGCCAGGACUGCCCUUUCCCUAAGAUAAGCGCCUCUCGGCCCUCUAGGUUGGGGAAGCAAAUUGGAACCCAAGGCAAUAAUGGGAGGGUGUCCAGGCUGGGCCCCUCCCCUGGUCCUCCCACUGUUGGCUGGAUAAUAAAUGGAACUAUGGCUCUA
Tupaia belangeri chinensis (Chinese tree shrew) is the source of this 863-nucleotide messenger RNA. RefSeq names its product energy homeostasis associated (gene ENHO). The record is from RefSeq and is a predicted model, not a curated record. Lineage: Eukaryota; Metazoa; Chordata; Mammalia; Scandentia; Tupaiidae. The transcript has 2 exons. Bases 260 to 490 code for a protein of 76 amino acids. Gene Ontology annotation, biological process: positive regulation of Notch signaling pathway. Gene Ontology annotation, cellular component: plasma membrane.